Messenger RNA from Argiope bruennichi, 4287 nucleotides. Its product is annotated as prodigiosin synthesizing transferase PigC-like. Gene Ontology annotation, molecular function: ATP binding; kinase activity. NCBI's taxonomy places the organism in Eukaryota, Metazoa, Arthropoda, Arachnida, Araneae, Araneidae. The record is from RefSeq and is a predicted model, not a curated record. The transcript has 41 exons. Bases 145 to 4077 code for a protein of 1310 amino acids. Gene Ontology annotation, biological process: phosphorylation.
GGCUGUACUGCAGGUGUGAAAUACGUCAUACUUUUUCACAGGUGUUCGUAUUAUUUUGUCCUCCAUCUGUAAGUGUCUAGCCAUUCUAGCUCUUCAUUACAUGUGACAUUCCAGCAUUUAUGCUGUGAAGGACUGGACACAAGAAUGGUGCUUUCGAUGAUAAUAUCACUUUUUACAGUUCCACUAGAAUUCCUUUACUGGAUUAAAUGGGCCAUUGCUUACGUUGCCAUCCGCCUCCAUAAUAAAUUUCAUGGCGGUCGAUUCAACCUGUAUGAUUUUCGAGUAGUGAACGAUCCGCUUAAAUUAGCGAUCCUCGUCCCACAAGAAGAAAAGAACUUAGAAUCGCCUUUCCCGGAUACUCAUUUACUCGAACACGUUGAUGAAGUCGCUUUCUAUGGUGUCAAUUCAAAGUCAGAAGGCUUGCUUGUGCGCAUAGCAAGAGGCUGCAACCAAGUGGCCGAUGCAUGGGUCUAUCUGAAGUUGGCCAAUGGCAAAACAUACUGUCUAACAGAAACGGUGGGCUACCAGCAAUCGACAGAUGGAAAUGAUCACACUUUCUCUUGCGGCAAACUGCAAAUGCAUUAUUUAUCUCCAAUGAGAAGAUGGAGAAUAUUUUAUUGCGGAAUGCUGAAGGAAAUAUCUGAAGACAAAAAGGAUGCUGAAGAAGCGGUGUUUGUCAAAUUUGUGUUCUUGUGGAAGGCUUCGUCAGAUGUAUAUGAUUGUACGCUGGAUACCAAUCCUGAAGGAUUUGCAGAUGCUAUGGCGAGAUCAGAAUGGAAAGUUCCAUUUGUGCCCCCAAUUAAAAAAUUUACUGAAGCAUUGGACUUUUAUGCCCAGGCUGGAGUGGUAACAGGAACAGUUUCUGUCAACGACGAGCCUGAGUAUGAUAUGUAUCUUUUCGGUGAAAAAAUGAGAAGUCUUGGAAAAAGCGCAAAUAUAGCUGGGUGCAAAUUCACAACAAUAUUAGGGAAUAUACCAGCAAACGGAUUGACUUUUCACCUAUCACAUGCUUCAGCUCCGUACAUGUUUAAAAAUGCUCCUUUCGGAUUUACUGUCGAUCCAGAUGGAAAUUUAUGGGUUUUGAAAGAAUUGGAUAUCAAUAUCAAACCCUUCUCAGUUAAAAGAACUGGAAGUUCUUUUAGGGCAGCCUUUCAAGCAGGAGAGCAGUAUGAGAUUUAUGGAAACAUAGCGCAGCCAAUCGUUUUCUACAGUGAUCAAGGUUGGAGUGGAUUUCUUGAACUCUCCUACAUUAACUUCACUUACAAAAACAAAAAGGGAAGUGGCUUAAUACUGACGGGAGAGGUGUAUAAAGAACCUAAACAGCCACCGAAGCUUUUGCCAUCAUUAAAGCCACCAGAAAUUGUACCUUUAACGUUGCCGUUUUCUGAUGAAGCUUCUCAUUUUGGGGAAAUUUCCGGAGGAAAAGGGUCUUCUUUAGGGAUAUUAACGCAAUUGAGCAAAGAAGAUAAAACAUUCACUGUGCCUAAGGGAAUAAUUGUGACAACUUCAGCUUAUGCCGAGUUUUUGACUCCUGAAAUUCUUGAUGCCGUGAAACAUCUGGAAGAUAUUGCUUAUGGAAAUGAAACAGGCGAUUUAAUAGUGGCCUGCAAAAAAAUUUCAAGAAUCGUGGAAAAUACACCAUUACCUAAAAAGAUUUGCCAUAGUAUUCUCGAAGACUUAAAGGAGGUUUUCAAAGAUGAAGUGAAUCAAAAGAAGUUUCCAAUUCGAUCUUCUGCAACAGGAGAAGAUACCGCGGCGAUGUCUGCUGCAGGUCAGAUGGACACGUUUCUUGGUGUGCAAGGUCUCAAAGAGAUUUUUUCGGCUGUCAAAAAGUGUUGGGCAUCUCAAUUUGGACAUAUUGCUGUCGAAUAUAAAAGACGAUAUGGUCAGGUAUUGAAUUCUCCAAUGGCUGUUGUUAUUCAAGAAAUGGUUGCUUGUGAGGUGUCAGGGGUGAUGUUUACUUGUGAUCCAGUUACUAACAAUCCUUCCUACAUUACCAUAACUGCCAAUUAUGGAUUAGGAGAGACUGUGGUUUCUGGAGCUGUUGAGCCAGAUACUUACAACAUUCGAAGGAAGGAAAGCGGGAAGUUAGAAAUGAAGUCCGUCAUUCUGGGGAGCAAACAUCAGAGAAUUGUCAUGCAAGAAUCCGGAGGUACGAUUACUGAAGAUCUUGGAGAAAAUUCGAAAAACGAAAGCUGUUUGACCAGAGAAGCUGCUAUCCAACUUUCAAAAUUAGGAGUAAAAAUUGAAAAAUAUUAUAAAUCUUCCAGGGACAUUGAAUGGGGCAUAGUGAAUGAUAAAAUAUACAUUUUGCAGUCUCGUCCAGUCACAAAUGCAGCUGCCGAAACAGAUGAAGAAAUUAAGCACGAGUUUGAUUCACCACUUAGAUGUGAAAAUGAAUAUGCUUCAGUAGCAAAUAUUGGAGAAGUUAUGCCCGGUGCGAUGUCACCAUUGGGAAUUGAUCAAAUGACGAAAUUCUUUAUUUGCGCUAUUCAGAAACAAGCUUGGGAAAAAGGAUUUGUCGAUAAUCUAUUCAAGAGUAAAUAUUUCCAGCCCGGUAUUCUGCAAUUUUGCAAUCAUAUGAUGAUGACCGUAGUGGAGACGAUAACUCGCUACGGAGUCAACACACCAGCAUCAAAAGGCUUCAUGAUAAGUAUAUUUGGUCGUAUUUUGGACGAUCCAGAAUUGCUGGAUUAUGCCUACGAAAAAGUGAAAGAUGGAGUACAACAAUCUUGGAUGUUUAAUUUGAGAUAUUACUGGGACUUAUUCUUCUUUGACCAUUCCCUUCCAAAAGUCAAAAAGAAGAUAUUUGACUACCACAUGGAAUUUCUAAGACACGAAACCGCUAAAGAAACUUUUGAAGCUAUAUUAAAUGCCUGUUCAGAUUUUGACGAUGCUGCAAAGAAACACAUGGAAUGCACUGAAAAUUCUUCAAACUGGAAUAUGACAAUGUUUUCGAUUCUUUGCAAAACGAAGGAAUCUGUCGACAAUGAUAUUUACAGCGAUUUUGCCAGAUUUUUAGCUUCGUCGUCGAAUGUGGAGAGUGCUGACGUUCCUCAAGCUAUGCAGGAGGUGGCUAAUCAGAUAGUGAAAGAUAUUGGCGCUGAAGAAUUCAAGGCGAUGUCAGUUGAGGAAGCUGAAGAAUGGUUGCAAACCUCACCUACAAUGGCUGGUAACAAAUUUAGGAAAUUUCUGCUGAGACAUGGUCACAGGUGUUUGAAAGAAUUUGAUAUUCGAUCGAUAACAUGGGGAAUGGAUCCCAAGUUAUUGGUGAAGCUAUUACAGAAUCUCGCUGGUAUUAGCAAAGAAGAAACAAAGCAAGAUGAUAGCAUCGAUAAGAUAUUCUCCCAACUGAACGUUCCUUUGACUUUCAUGUCCAAGUUAAUGCUGAGGUUUGUUGUGCCCAAUUGUAGAAGAGGAGUUAGAGCCAGAGAAGCUUCUAAAUCUAUCCUGAUCAAAGCAAUGGAUAAUUGGCGAAAAGGAUACCGUCGUCUAGGUAAACAAAUGGUUUCUGAAGGACGUUUGCCUGAUGAAGACUUGAUUUUCUUCCUGACUCUCGAUGAAAUUAAGGAUUUGUUAAACACCAGAUCCCCCGGUAUUAUAACAAGAGCAAUUCAUCGCAAAAAGAUACAUCCAAUACUUGACAGCUUUAAAUUUCCAGAAAUUUCGAAGGGGUUGCCUAAGCCUAUUAAUUAUGAGGAAGAUUCAUCAGAAAAUUAUGAAUUCGUUGCAGACUUAACAAUGAAAGGUAUUCCUGUGAGUCAAGGUGUGACGAAAGGAUAUGCAAGAGUGGCUAUGACAUUAGAUGAAGCAGCUCAUUUGAAGCCAGGAGAAAUUCUAAUAACUUAUUCUACUGACAUUGGCUGGAGUCCUUAUUUCCCCAUUAUCUCUGGAGUGGUUACAGAGCUGGGUGGGCUUAUUUCCCACGGGGCUGUCGUUAGUCGCGAGUAUGGAUUACCUUGUGUUGUGGGAUUGCAAGGAGCUACAAAGAGAUUUCGAACAGGUGAUUAUGUUCUACUUGACGGCAAAAAAGGAAUAUUGCAAAGAUUGCCACAGCCAGAAGAAAAAAAUGAUUGAUGAAAAUAAUGGUUUCUUUGUCUUCCAACUAAAGACUUGAUUUAAUUUUAAAAAAAUAUGUUCUGUUUGCUUUCAGUUACCUACCUUCAGUUAAAAAAACCGUUACCGUUUACCUUCAGUUAAAAAAAGAAUUGAAUGAUAAAAGAAGAAAAUCAUUUAAUUGUUUUCCAAUUUAAAAGCGAAAACUGAAUAAAAAAUGUUCUAUUUGCA